GAGUUCGUCCGCGGGGGUCACCAUGGGCAGCAAGAUGGCGGCGGCCAGCAGGGUCGUCGAGGCAGUGAAGCCCCACACACCAUUAAUUAAGUUCCCCGACAGAAAAAACAGCCCCAAACUCAACGUCACCGACGCCCUACAGUCGAUGGCGUCGCCGCCGCCGGCCGCCUCCCCGCCGCGGCAUCCCGCGGGAGGGAGACCGCCGGGCUUACCCAUCAGCCGGGGCCCGCCGGACACGGCCGAAAUCGUCAAAACGUUACCUCAGAAAUACAGGCGGAAACUCAUGUCGCCCGAGGAGAUGGAGUUCAUUACGCGCGGAGGUCCUGAAUAGUCCCUGAAGACCCCCCUCAUUUCCCGUUCUCAGGCAGAAAAGCAACUGUUGUCUUCACAGUAAAGGCCUUCCCCCAAAUCACAAACGCUAACCGUACACGGGAUCCUUUGAAUAAAGACCCUGGAGAAAUGGUAAGAAGCGACCGACGAUUCAGAGACACUCUGCGCCGCGGUUGUCGCGUUGUUAGAUCAGCUUGGCUGGAAGAAACCAGCCGAAGAAUUGAGUAUUUCAACUGAUUAAAAUAGAGGCUUUUUCCCUA
Messenger RNA from Tachyglossus aculeatus (Australian echidna), 590 nucleotides. RefSeq names its product mitochondrial ribosomal protein S36 (gene KGD4). The transcript has 4 exons. Bases 23 to 331 code for a protein of 102 amino acids. Gene Ontology annotation, biological process: 2-oxoglutarate metabolic process. The record is from RefSeq and is a predicted model, not a curated record. Lineage: Eukaryota; Metazoa; Chordata; Mammalia; Monotremata; Tachyglossidae.